AUAGCUUGCCCUGGCAUAAGUUCUGUGUAUUGCGAUAGUAUCUGUUGCUAAGCGACCAGCAGACUUGCCAGCAGACUUGCCCCGGAAUUGUCGCAGUGCUCCUUGGGCAGGCGCCGCAGCUAUAAUUGGCUUUAACUGUAGGAGCUAGGCGGUGGCCAUGGAUGGGCAAAGCGACGAUGAGGGCGGCUCGCCCCGCGAGCAAACCCAGGAGGAGCUGGAGGAGCAGGCGGCGCUGGCUCGCAUCAUCCUGGCCUUCCGCGACUAUCAGCAGUCAGCAGAGUGGGAGGUGGCGCGUUGGCAGUCCAACUACUCGCAGCUGCCGCCGCACCAUAAGGCGCUCAUACCACACCAGGCCGCCAAGCUGGCGGCGGCGCGCGCCGCCGUCAACACCAACCAAUUCUUCAUCAAAUCAUUGCUGCAGGCAUUCGACCCGGAGUGUGCCUCUGGGCCGCUGCCGCCACACCUGAUGGUGCCGCCGGCGUUGCGGAGUCCGGACGACGGUCCGGACGGGAUUACGGGUCGCGUCAGCGCAAAUGAUGUGGACAAAGUGCGGUACGUGCUGAAGAACGUGGUCCGCGACUGGUCGGAUGAGGGGGCGGCGGAGCGGCUGCUGUCGUACGGGCGCAUCCUGGCCGAGCUCAAGGAGGGCUUCAAGGACUGGUCCAACCCGCACCGGCCGCCGCGCGUGCUGGUCCCUGGCGCGGGCCUGGCUCGCCUGUGCCUGGAGGUGGCGGCUCUGGGCUACGAGGCGCAGGGCAACGAGUACUCCUACUUCAUGCUGCUGGCCUCCUCCUUCAUGCUGAACCACAUGUGCGAGCGGCACCAGUACACGGUGCACCCCUGGCUGCACACCAACUGCAACCACCUGUCGGACGCCGACCAGCUGCGCGCCGUGGCGGUGCCGGACGUGCUGCCCAGCCAGCUGGUGCAGGGGCCGGGGCUGAUGUCCAUGUGCGCAGGCGACUUCGUGGAGGUGUACUCGUCGCCCGACAUGCGCGGGCUGUUCGACUGCGUGGUCACCUGCUUCUUCCUCGACACGGCGCACAACGUGCUGCGCUACCUGGAGGUCAUCAGCGCCUGCCUGACGCCCGGAGGCCGCUGGAUCAACCUGGGGCCGCUGCUCUACCACUGGGCGGACAGCCACACCUACCUGUCGACCAUGGAGCAGAGCAUUGAGUUGUCGCUGGACGACAUCAAGGCCGCGGCGGCCGCCAUGGGCUUCAGGCUGGUGCGGGAGGAGACCGUGGACGCGCCGUACAUGGCCAACUACAAGUCCAUGUUUAAGACGGUGUACCAGGCGGCGUUCUGGACCAUGGUCAAGGAGCGGGAGUGGGACCCGGCGGCGACGGUUGCGGCAGCGGCGCCGGCAAAACAGCAGCAAGCGCCUCCACCACCACCGCCGCCGCGCUGAAGCUCGCGCCUCGCGGCGCGGGGCUGUAAACAGGGCGUGUGUUAUGGGUGUGAGAGUUGUGUUGGGUUACAGCUGGGGGUGAAGAGGUAUGGACUGUGGAGCGUGUGAGAGAGAGGGACAGGCGGAGUGCAUCAGGAGCAGGCCAGCCGCCAGCGGGGGCUCGCGAAGGAUGGCAUCGUGUCAGGAUGUUGGUGUUGGCGCGUUGCUAGCGUUGGAGCAGACCUGGGCUCACGCCUCACGGCAGCGUAUGCUGCUGGGCAAUGGAAGCACGCUGUGGCGCAGGCGGCAUAACGCCCUCAGCCCGAUGAACAAUGGGUUCAAUACGGUACCGGCGCUAGGCACCCGCAGCGCAAAGCAUGGACGUGAUCAGGAUUUUCUUUUAAGAAACGUGUUCCU
Chlamydomonas reinhardtii is the source of this 1807-nucleotide messenger RNA. RefSeq lists its product as uncharacterized. The coding region runs from base 158 to 1411 and encodes 417 amino acids. Gene Ontology annotation, molecular function: S-adenosylmethionine-dependent methyltransferase activity. The transcript is spliced from 9 exons. The record is from RefSeq and is a predicted model, not a curated record. Lineage: Eukaryota; Viridiplantae; Chlorophyta; Chlorophyceae; Chlamydomonadales; Chlamydomonadaceae.